This is a messenger RNA of Lathyrus sativus (Indian pea), 690 nucleotides long. The record is from the annotation of a GenBank genome assembly. NCBI's taxonomy places the organism in Eukaryota, Viridiplantae, Streptophyta, Magnoliopsida, Fabales, Fabaceae.
AUGGAUAAUCUCUCGCUUGGCGUCAUUCAGCCGCCCCCGGAAAGCUGCGACGAAAGAGAGAAGCCGCUGAACUUAAAACCAGAAUCAGAAGAUGAAUCAGAAACGGAAUCAGAAGAGGAAACAGACGAUGAUGAAUCAAUAUCGGAGAAAGCAAAAGAGGAAUUAGAGUUCUACUUGAAUUGGGAAUCAAAGCCAAUUGAAUAUCUGCAGGAAAAGUUCGACGAUGAUCCUUUUUUCUGUGUUUUUUCAUGUAAGAACUAUUGUUAUAAGAAUAAAGCGAUGAUAAAAAAAGAAGAGGAUAGUAAAAAGGCAGUGACUGAGUAUUUGGAUAAAUCUCCUAACCUAAGUCCCUUUAAUGCUAUCCCUAUUCCAUGUUUGGCAAAUGUAUGUGACAAUAACUUUCCAAGACCAAUUUCCCUUAGGGAAUAUAAUCGACCGCAUUUCAUUCAACUCUGCAAACUUGCUUUGGAUUACUAUAAUCAUCACAAUCAGGGUUUGAAUUAUAUGUUUGAAGACAUUGUGAAGGUAACCGGGCGGCGUAUUCCUUUUGCUACUCGUUACAUUACCUUUAUAGCAAAACUUAACGAUUGGAUCCAGCAGCCUGCUAUAACUUUUCAAGCCGAAGUAUGGGACAAAAUGACUUCACUCGGACCACCAAUUGUCAAGUCAUGUUCCAUUAAAGACUACUAA